CUUCAAGGUCUUUGGUAGUCAAACCUUCAAUAACCAUCCACCUCACCCUACUGACCUGAUACCAUUCUGAUCAAUCUCACGUUCACCUUCGUAUGAAAUAUGAAUUGUGAGGGCUCACCGGAUUACAAGGCUCUCUACUCUGAAGCCAAGGCAGAACUGGACAGAGAGAGGGAAAAAACCAGGAAAGCAGAGGAACGCGCUGAUAUGUGUUUGAAGGUGGCUAGUGGAGCACAAGAAAGAGAAAAAGAAGCACAAGAAGAACUGCAUGAAGCACGGGAGAAAAUACAUGAAGCACGACAGAAAAUGUAUGAAGCAAUAGGAAGAGAAUUUGAUGCAUACAGAGAAUGUCAAGAAGCACAAAUAAGAGAAUUUAAUGCAUGGUGGAGAAGUCAAGAAGCACGAGACAGAAAUUAUGCAAGGAAAAUUAGUGAAUGA
Messenger RNA from Aspergillus eucalypticola CBS 122712, 435 nucleotides. RefSeq lists its product as uncharacterized. The record is from RefSeq and is a predicted model, not a curated record. The coding region runs from base 100 to 435 and encodes 111 amino acids. The transcript has a single exon. Lineage: Eukaryota; Fungi; Ascomycota; Eurotiomycetes; Eurotiales; Aspergillaceae.